Messenger RNA from Echinops telfairi (small Madagascar hedgehog), 360 nucleotides. RefSeq names its product protein yippee-like 1. Lineage: Eukaryota; Metazoa; Chordata; Mammalia; Afrosoricida; Tenrecidae. The transcript has a single exon. The coding region runs from base 1 to 360 and encodes 119 amino acids. The record is from RefSeq and is a predicted model, not a curated record.
AUGGCACAGGUGACAAAAUCCCAAACCUUCCAAGCUUAUCUGCCAAACUGCCAUCGCACAUAUAGCUGUCUCCACUGCAGGGCCCACCUGGCCAAGCACGACGAGCUCAUCUCCAAAUGCUUCCAGGGAUGCCAGGGCAGUGCCUACCUCUUCAGUUUUGUGGUGAACGUGAGCUGCGGUCCAGCGGAGGAGCGUGUCCUGAUCACAGGCUUGCACGCCGUCUCGGACAUUUACUGUGAAAACUGCAAAACCACCCUGGGCUGGAAAUACGAACAUGCCUUUGAGAGCAGUCAGAAAUAUAAGGAAGGAAAAUGUAUCAUUGAGCUCGCCCACAGGAUCAAGGACAAGGGCUGGGAGUAG